AUGGAUAUCACUGGACAUCUACGAUUAAGACGGCACGAUGGGUUUAAAGGGCGACUUGGUAUAUAUUAUCGUAAAGUAUGGAAUAAAUUGAUGAGGCUUGAUAUUGGGAUGAAAAUGUUGGAGGUGAACAUCACUCUGGAUAAUAGGGCCGGAGCCGGGUUAAAAGACGUGAAAGCAAAUUCUACUGUUAGCCGUACAGGG
Molecule: messenger RNA, 201 nt
Organism: Cinara cedri
Lineage: Eukaryota; Metazoa; Arthropoda; Insecta; Hemiptera; Aphididae
Source: the annotation of a GenBank genome assembly